CUUUUCUUCGCUCCCAUUUUUGAUAUCCAACUUUUCUUUUGCCCACAAAAAGUACAAAUAUUCUUCUAAUUCGCGUUUGCCUUUUGGACUAGCACACAAAAGUCUCAUACAAGCACUGACCAUAUUCAUUCGUCUUCAUACAACGUCAACACUUUCUCCAUGGGUGCCUGUUCAAGUUGUUGCGCUGACCGUGAUCGAAACGGUCUUUAUGAGCCCGUGCUCCAGGAGAAUGAGCGUGAGGCUGUAGCUGAUUUGCUGCAGUUCUUGGAGAACCGUACAGAGACAAACUUUUUUGAGGGAGAUCCUCUGCGUGCUUUAUCCACGUUGGCCUUCUCCGAUAAUGUUGACUUGCAGCGCUCGGCAGCUCUUGCAUUCGCAGAGAUUACAGAAAAAGAUGUAAAGGCUGUAGAUCGGGACACCCUGGAGCCUGUUCUGUUCCUUCUUCAAUCACACGAUGUGGAAGUCCAGAGGGCUGCCUCUGCUGCCCUGGGCAACUUGGCUGUCAAUCCCGAGAACAAGUUGCUAAUUGUCAAGCUCGGAGGGCUCGAGCCACUUAUUCGUCAGAUGCUUUCGCCCAAUGUUGAAGUCCAGUGUAACGCUGUAGGCUGCAUUACCAAUCUUGCUACGCAUGAUGAAAACAAGACAAAGAUUGCAAAAUCUGGGGCUUUGGUCCCUUUGACACGAUUGGCAAAAUCCAAGGAUAAGAGAGUGCAGCGAAAUGCAACAGGUGCACUCCUCAAUAUGACACACUCAGACGAGAAUCGUCAACAGUUGGUCAACGCUGGAGCCAUUCCUGUGUUAGUUAACUUACUGACUUCGUCAGACACAGAUGUGCAAUACUACUGCACCACAGCUCUCAGUAAUAUUGCUGUAGAUAGCGCCAACCGGAAAAGGCUUGCACAGACAGAACCCAAGCUCGUAAAUGCAUUGAUUGGACUAAUGGAUUCGACCAGUCUCAAAGUAGAGUGCCAGGCUGCGUUAGCACUUCGCAAUUUAGCGUCAGACGAAAAGUAUCAGCUUGAGAUUGUACGCUCUAGGGGCCUGACGCCCUUGCUUCGCCUGCUGCAAUCGACGUACUUACCCUUGAUUCUAUCGUCUGUGGCCUGCAUUCGUAACAUCUCGAUCCAUCCUUUAAAUGAAUCCCCCAUUAUCGAUGCGGGAUUCUUGGAGCCCCUGAUUGAGUUAUUGGCAUACGACGAGAAUGAGGAGAUUCAAUGCCAUGCCAUUUCAACUCUCCGUAACCUGGCAGCCAGUAGUGAGCGCAAUAAGAAGGCGAUCGUUGAGGCAGGAGCUGUGGAGCGUGUUUGCACCUUGGUUUUGAAUGUACCUCUUAGCGUACAGUCCGAGAUGACUGCCUGCGUCGCCGUUUUGGCUCUGAGUGAUGAGCUUAAGCCAAGGCUACUUCAGCUAGGUGCAUUGAAUGUAUUAAUCCCUCUUACUGAAUCGCCUAGCGUGGAGGUACAGGGUAACAGUGCAGCUGCGAUUGGAAAUUUGUCAUCCAAAGUCGAGGACUAUGGGCCGUUUAUUAAGGUUUGGGACCAGCCUGAGCGCGGACUUCACGGAUACCUAUCCCGGUUCUUGGAAAGCCCAGACACAACAUUCCAGCAUAUUGCGAUCUGGACAAUUGUGCAGUUCUUGGAGGGCGACGAUAGCGAUCUGAUUGAAUUGAUCACACGCUCGAAUGAUGUUAUACCCGCGGUCAAGCGACUGACCACGUCGCUUGAGUCAGACCCAGCACAGCAGAAUCAGCAACAGCUGGAUGAUGGCAUGACGGACGAAAGUGAGAUUGUUGGAUUGGCACGACGUGUUCUGAGUAUGCUGGAUGUAAAAUGCCAAGAGGCACGUUCAUGGUUAAUUUGAUGUUUAAAAUAAAAAAUAACGGUCGUAAUAAUUAGGCCCCUAUGACGGUCCAAUGUUAGGACUUGCGCCUAAAGGUC
Molecule: messenger RNA, 1937 nt
Organism: Lobosporangium transversale
Lineage: Eukaryota; Fungi; Mortierellomycota; Mortierellomycetes; Mortierellales; Mortierellaceae
Product: putative VAC8-vacuolar membrane protein required for the cytoplasm-to-vacuole targeting
Exons: 8
Coding region: 160-1860 (566 amino acids)
Biological process (GO): nucleus-vacuole junction assembly; vacuole inheritance
Cellular component (GO): fungal-type vacuole membrane
Molecular function (GO): protein binding; protein-membrane adaptor activity
Source: RefSeq, a predicted model, not a curated record